UUUUUUCUCACACUGUAAUUCGCCGUCAAAAUCACACAUUGUGCUCUGCUUUGCCGACAUGAACGGGUCGGGUGUGAAAUGCAACCCAUUUCAGAAAUAUUUUCUGGAGGUAGUUCGAAACGGUGACUGUGAUGAAUUACAAAAGAUUUUAGAGACCCGUGAUGAGAAGAUAAACAUAAACUUAUACGACAAUGAGGGACAGACGGCCCUUCAUCAAUCCUGUCAAAUCGGGAGUCUAAAGAAGGUGCAGAUACUGGUGAAAUUUGGUGCGGACGUGAAACUUGCUAACAGGGACGGAUGGAGCGCGCUACACAUCGCCUGCUUUGGGGGGCAUCAGGACAUUGCUCUGUACUUGAAUUCUACAAAAAGUCGAAUUAAAACUGUGUCAUCCGCCGCGGACACCUGAGAUGUGCGGGUUUCUUCUGUGUGUGAAUGUGUAUAUGUGUGGAAUUUUGGGACAUGUCUGGAGUAUCUGUGUGAUCAGUUCAUCUUCAUUUUGUUAUAGGAAGACAGAGACGUGAGCUGGUGAUUAUCGGUGUGGCAUUUUCUCAUUCGCUACCUCAUCCCCCCCACAUACUGGGUAUAUGCCUCGGUCGUGGUACCCCCCGCAUUUCAUGUGUAUUAAUUGACGCUUUAGUCCUUGGCCAGUAAAGCGCAGUAUAAAUGGCACCCCCACCCAAAAACUGCUGAUGGUUGCAAUCGUUACGUCGAUUAUGCUUUGUGAUACUGUUGUUGCUGACUUCUGAUGAAGUCAACAAUUUUUAUUAUUUACGAAUUUUUGUUGUUAUUACCAAAAUCGAUUGUUACAAAUUAUUAUUAUUAUAUAUAGUGUAAAGCAAUGGUACACUUAUUAAAUAUUUUCCAAAAAUUUA
Molecule: messenger RNA, 872 nt
Organism: Ostrea edulis (European flat oyster)
Lineage: Eukaryota; Metazoa; Mollusca; Bivalvia; Ostreida; Ostreidae
Product: notch-regulated ankyrin repeat-containing protein B-like
Exons: 1
Coding region: 59-406 (115 amino acids)
Biological process (GO): regulation of gene expression
Cellular component (GO): nucleus
Molecular function (GO): protein binding
Source: RefSeq, a predicted model, not a curated record